UGAAACUAGAAAAAAAAUGCAGUUUGUGUUAACAGGGCCUCCAUGAUAUAAUCUGAUGGUUGAAAUCAGUAGUUUAUUUACUUAGCUUACUUAAAAUUCUUGAUGUUAAGAUUCUGAAUACUAGUUCUGCAGUCACUUUGUUAAUAGGAUUUGAUACAAAAUAACAAAAGCAUUUUUUUCUUGACCGAAGACUGGAACUUCCUUAGCAGGGUUACACAGUGAAUUAACUGCUGCUUGAUAUGGCUCGAAGAUCACAGAGAGUGAAGUUGGAGUACAAAAGGCAGGAAACAAACUUCAGGAAGAAAGAAGAAAUGCAGACGAUGAGUGGAACAAAUAGAAUAACAAACCAGUGCUGUGGGGAGCACAGAGAGAAACUAAAAUUGUUUUGCCAGGAGGAUGAAGCCUUUAUUUGUGACCUGUGUGUUCCCAGACAUUCUAAUCACCAUUUUGUGUUCUUGCAAGAAGCAGUCAGCCUGUAUAAGGACACACUGAAAACAUCUUUAAUGUCUCUGGAGUCUAAAGUUAAAGACUGUAAAUAUUUACGAAGUAAGCAGGAGAAAGAAAUCACAGGCAUACAAGAGGAUGCUUUUAAUUUGGAAGAGUACUUUAAACAAACGUUUGCAAAACUGUACCAGUUUCUCUAUGACAAAGAACAAAAGCUAACCCAACAGCUUAACAGUAACUUGGAGCAUGGACAGCAGAAACCCCUCAGUUUGCUAUCGGUUGAUAUUGCUCUGUGUAUCCAACUGUUUCCUAAUAAAGAAGGACCUAAGCAGUAA
Messenger RNA from Protopterus annectens (West African lungfish), 779 nucleotides. RefSeq names its product zinc-binding protein A33-like. Gene Ontology annotation, molecular function: zinc ion binding. The record is from RefSeq and is a predicted model, not a curated record. Lineage: Eukaryota; Metazoa; Chordata; Ceratodontiformes; Protopteridae. The transcript has 4 exons. Bases 240 to 779 code for a protein of 179 amino acids.